GCUGGCACUUUCCGGUUGCCCAUAAACUAUGUUCGUUUUUUCUCUCGUUUGAAUACUGGUCUCGAAGUAAAACUAUCGUUAACAAGUGCGUCGAAAUUACUCUUAUUUUUUCGCGAGUGCUGUUAAAAUGGGAAAAAGGAAGAGAGAUAAAGAAAAAGAUGAAGUUUAUAUUAAGAAAAAGAUAAAAAAACUUCAAGAAAAGCUGCAAAGACAUUCCGUCGAACCAGAUCGCAGUUCUACUCCUCCUGUACAACCGCAGUCGAAGACUCCGCAGCAGCCGCCGACAGAAGACUCUUCACCAUCACCGGCGUCUUCACCGUUGCAUACUAGGCCACACGAUGACCCUGAUAUAAAUGCAGAAAUUGUGGACGAUGAACUCCCUGAGGAGUUCCUACUUGCUCUGGGGACUGAAGGUCAGGAACAGGCAGAAGUUGGAAACCCUAUCAGACCUGAAUUGGCCUCCCGCUGGACAAAAAUUAUGAAUGACGGCUUGGGUAAAGAGGCUAGAGAAGCAAUUGUGAAAAAAUACCCUCCACCAGCCAAUUUUUCUGCUGCAAUAGCACCGAUAAUUAAUCCAGAGAUUGCGUCUACACUCUCAGAUCCCUCGGUCAAAAGAGAUAAAAGGAUUAUGAUAAGACAGGGCUUAACAGGCACAUUAUUGUCUUGCCUAGGAAAAUGCUUAACUGACGUUUUACUAGGAAAUAUUAACUCUAAAAAGUUAAUUGAAGAAAUCAAUGACGCUGCGAAGUUGGCUGGGGAAAUCCACUACCAUGAUUCAAAUUCGAGAAAAUUCUUUUGUUUGGCUGGAGCGAAUAAAACCAUCCAAGAUGCUAUUCGUCAUCAAAAGACCGAUAAGUUUUUAUUUGGUACAGAUUGUGCUGACAAGAUCAGAGCUGCACAAACAAUCCAGAAAACUUCAAAUACUAUUAAGAACCAUCCAGAGAAAGAAAAGAAGCAGCAGAAACAAGCAGCAAAUAACAAACAGUUCAAGCAGUUAAACUGGAAGAGCCCACCACAAUACAGUCAGCAGUAUCAUCGGAUGCGUGGUGGGCAACAAUACCAUCAACCCCGGAAGCACUACAACCAGCCUCACCGGAAAGAGAGACACAGCUCCCACAAGCAGAGGUCCAGAUAUCACCGAUAGAACCUGAGGUACAUGCAGAGAUGUCCAUCCCCUACAUCGUCAUCUUACCCUGGCUGCCGGGCUGCUAUCGGCGAGGCGUACAGUAGGCGCGGAACGCCAAAAUCAGCAAUUCAGAUAAUGUUAAAUUCUCUUUCAAAUAACACGCUGAAACAGUAUGAUACUUCUUUCAAACAAUGGUGGCUAUUCUGUAAGCAAAAUAAGAUUGAUGUUUAUCAGGCGUCUAUACCAUUCGUACUUAAGUUUUUAACAGAGCGUUUUGAAAAUGGAGCCUCUUAUGGCACAAUUAAUAGUACUAGAUCCGCUCUAUCUCUUCUUAUUGGACCUAGAAUAGGAAAUGAUGAUAGGAUAAAACGGUUUGUUAAAGGAGUAUUUCGAUUAAAACCUCCUACUCCAAAAUAUAAUAUAACAUGGGACCCUAGCAUUGUCCUCAAUUAUUUAAAAGGCUUGUACCCUAACGAAGUUAUAAGCUUGGAACAGCUUACCCAUAAAGUGGUGAUGUUACUUGCCUUAACGACAGGACACAGAGUCCAAACAUUAUCCUUAAUUAAGAUUAAUAAUAUUCAAUUUACUCAUGAGGGAGUUCAAAUUUUUAUACCAGAUUUAAUUAAAACUUCAGGAAAAAACAGUAAACAACCAUUAUUAAAUUUAAAAAUAUUCAGUAAUAAGAUUGAAGUCUGCCCAGUCACUACUUUAAAUUCUUAUAUCAAAAGAACACAGUCUAUUAGAGAUACUAACAGUCUUUUAAUUACGCAUAAAAAACCUCACCAUGCUGUUUCUACCCAGACUAUAAGUCGCUGGAUAAAAAAUGUACUUAAGGAGGCAGGCAUAGACGUUAACAUCUUUACAGCCCAUAGCACUAGACACGCCAGCACAUCAGCUGCAAGCAGAUCUGGUAUAUCCAUAGAUAUUAUCCAAAAAACAGCUGGUUGGUCAGAAAACUCUAUUUGCUUUGCUAAGCAUUAUAACAGACCAAUUUCUUCAGAACCUGACCAGUUUUGUAGUACGAUAUGUAACUUGAUAUCAGACUGAAUGUCAUGUUGAUUAUAAUUACAUUGUUAUCUUAAAUGUUACUGAUUUAAUAAACAGCUUUAUUUCUUAAUCAGAUUGUAUGAUUAUGUACUCGCAACCCUAUCUUUGAACAUCUACAAUGGUUAAGUUAACAGGGAGAGAGAUAAAUGUUAUUAUUAGAUUAAACGAACUUACCUUAAGUGAAGUUCUAUCUUAAUAACAUGAUUCUCUCUCCCUGUUAAGAGAGUCCCAUCCCUUCCCUUGUGUAUAUAUGCUAAUAUACUUUUCCCAUUUACAGGGUUGCUCUAAUAAUCUACUGAAAUAUACUUUAAACGAAAUGACUUGUCGUACCGGAUGCCAUAGACUAGACAACUGGAGCUGUUCGAGCUUCUUUUUUAAAAGCUUUGAAAAUUGUGAUAAAUGUUGGAUACAAUAAAGGUUAUACAAUG
This is a messenger RNA of Leguminivora glycinivorella, 2601 nucleotides long. RefSeq lists its product as uncharacterized. NCBI's taxonomy places the organism in Eukaryota, Metazoa, Arthropoda, Insecta, Lepidoptera, Tortricidae. The coding region runs from base 128 to 1144 and encodes 338 amino acids. The record is from RefSeq and is a predicted model, not a curated record. The transcript has 3 exons. Gene Ontology annotation, biological process: DNA recombination; DNA integration. Gene Ontology annotation, molecular function: DNA binding.